GGGGUCAACAGGUGGUCAACAACAUGGCGGAACAUCGCGGCAAGGCAGGCAUGGAGUCUCGUCGUUUUGAAGCGAUUUCGGGACAUUUGGCUUCUAACGACCGUCCCAAAUCGGCAGAAAACAAAGACAAGUCUCAGAUAGAGAUGAGGCAAUGCGGAGAAGUUAAGAGCGUGAUUUCUAAACACAGACAGGAGGUCUUGAAGUGGAAUGGCUGGGGCUACAAAGACUCCAAGUUCAUUGUCAACAAGAAGGGACUGGCUGAGUUUGUUGGAGAAAAGUACCGUCUGAGUGGAAUGGUCCUCCCUUCCCUUGUGACUUGGAUGGAGAAGAACACAGGAGGAGACAUACAGCACACCUCACCUGCACAGUCUGAGAGAAAGCCAGAAGACGUCCCAGAGCCUGUGACCAAUGGAGAUUUCUUGAAAGAUGUCUCCGAACUUGACAUCAGCUAUUCGCAAGACCCUCUUGAUCGAGAGUUCCAUGCCCACGGACACACCUUACAUGAGAUCUUCAUUCUUAGAGAAGGAACCUUUAAGAGGGUGCCUGAUGUCGUCAUCUGGCCAAGUAGCCAUGAUGAGGUAGUGAAGAUUGUGAGACUGGCCACCAAGCAUGAUGUGUGCAUCAUCCCGUAUGGAGGUGGUACAACAGUGUCUGGGGCCCUGCAGUGUCCUGAAGAAGAGACUAGGAUGAUAGUCUCACUGGACAUGUCACAAAUGAACAACAUCUUGUGGCUUGAUGAGAAGAACCUGACCAUGUGUGCUGAGGGAGGGAUCAUUGGACAGGACCUGGAGAGAGAGUUGAACUUGAAGGGCUAUACCACUGGCCAUGAACCUGACUCUAUAGAGUUCAGUUCACUGGGAGGCUGGGUGGCAACCAGAUCUUCAGGGAUGAAGAAAAACAUCUACGGGAACAUUGAAGACUUGGUGGUGCAUGUGCGGAUGGUGACCCCCCGUGGAGUAAUGGAGAAGAACUGUCAGGUGCCGCGGAUGUCGACAGGACCGGACAUUCACCACUUCAUCAUGGGGUCCGAAGGAACCCUUGGAGUAGUGACAGAGGUGACUAUGAAGAUCAGACCUCUCCCUGAGAUGAAGAAGUAUGGGUCGGUCAUCUUCCGCAACUUUGAAGACGGAGUUGCCUGUCUGAGAGAGAUCGCUCGACAGAGAUGUGCCCCUUCCUCUAUCCGACUCAUGGACAACAUGCAGUUCCAGUUUGGUCAAGCUCUGAAGCCUCAGGCUGGAAGCAUAUUCACUUCAUUUGUGGAUGGUUUGAAGAAAAUGUACAUUACCAAGUGGAAGGGAUUUGACCCUAACCAACUCUGUGUGGCUACACUGCUUUUUGAGGGUGCAAAAGAGGAAGUGCUGGCUCAGGAGAAAAGAGUGUAUGAAAUUGCCAGCCAGUUUCGAGGUCUGCCAGCUGGAGAAGAGAAUGGACAGCGGGGAUACAUGCUCACCUUUGUCAUCGCAUAUCUGAGGGAUUUGGGUUUGGAACACUACAUUGUGUCAGAGUCCUUUGAAACAUCUGUACCCUGGGACAGGGUGCUGGACCUGUGCAGAAAUGUGAAGGAACGUCUGACCAGGGAAUGUCACGACAAAGGUGUCCAGUUUCCUCCCAUGAACACUUGCAGAGUCACACAAACGUAUGACAGUGGUGCUUGUGUUUACUUCUACUUUGCCUUCAACUACCGAGGCCUGAACAACCCAGUGCACGUGUAUGAGGAGAUAGAGAAUGCAGCAAGAGAUGAGAUCUUGGCCUGUGGUGGCAGCUUAUCCCACCAUCAUGGAGUUGGCAAGUUGAGGAAGAAAUGGCUGAGUCAGACAGUCUCUGAUGUUGGCAUUGGGAUGAUGAAGGCCGUCAAGCAGUACACAGACCCUCAAAACAUCUUUGGUAGUAACAACCUAAUCACACUGGAGAAGGCUAAACUGUAAUCCAGCACCAGAAGGUCUAAAGACAGCUGCUAAAACUCCAAAUUCCAAAAUAGUUUACAUGAAAAUGUAAUGACUACAAAUGUAGGUUUUGCUCUUAGUUUUGCCUUGCUGAACAACAUAAAUAUGGUAAAACACUGUAAGUAACUGAACAACAUACAUAUAACAAAACAUGGUAACUGUAACUAAGACUUAAGUCUUAAACAGUUAGAAAAAUUAACAUGGCAAAAGUGAAUCUGUUCUCACUCAUUAAAAUAAGUAAUAUUUUUUCAACUAUAUGCAUGGAUCAUCCUCAAAUAAUUCACAAGAAAUGACUCUAAAAAGUGUAUACAUGCAAUCCUUAAUACAAAGCACAACAAUGGCAUUACAUGGUGGCAGGAAAUGAC
Molecule: messenger RNA, 2308 nt
Organism: Branchiostoma belcheri (Belcher's lancelet)
Lineage: Eukaryota; Metazoa; Chordata; Leptocardii; Amphioxiformes; Branchiostomatidae
Product: alkyldihydroxyacetonephosphate synthase, peroxisomal-like
Exons: 21
Coding region: 24-1925 (633 amino acids)
Biological process (GO): lipid biosynthetic process
Molecular function (GO): FAD binding; alkylglycerone-phosphate synthase activity
Source: RefSeq, a predicted model, not a curated record